Molecule: messenger RNA, 8522 nt
Organism: Varanus komodoensis (Komodo dragon)
Lineage: Eukaryota; Metazoa; Chordata; Lepidosauria; Squamata; Varanidae
Gene: SEMA3C
Product: semaphorin 3C
Exons: 18
Coding region: 292-2547 (751 amino acids)
Biological process (GO): axon guidance; negative chemotaxis; negative regulation of axon extension involved in axon guidance
Molecular function (GO): semaphorin receptor binding; chemorepellent activity
Source: RefSeq, a predicted model, not a curated record
GCUCCGCGCCUCGAGUGACGGCGCGAGGGGAAGGAGGCUCCUGGUACCUGGAGGGAUACCGCCCGAGGAUCUUCCCCCUUUCUCGCUCAUUCUGGGAUCUAUUUACCGCAGCCCGGGAAGCGGGGAGAGCAAGUGCUUUCAGGCGUUGGAAACUGUACACAGAGUUUUGGCUAUCCCCCCUGCUGCAAAGGGGAUCCCUAAACUGCUCAGGCAAUUUAAUAGCACUUCAUUUCUGAAUCCGCCACUGACUUGGUUUCAUUUCUUGGAUAUUAAGUUUCACAUCUGAAGAUAAUGACAUUGCUAAGUUUCCGAGUGUUGAUUGGGGUGUUUGUUUGCUCCUGCAGUGUAAAAGGAUCUUCCCAGCCUCAGGCCAGGGUGUUCUUAACAUUCAAUGAACUGCAGGAAACCAAGACCUCUCAGUUUUAUGCUCUUUCCCAUCACCCCUUGGACUACAGGAUAUUAGUGAUGGAUGAAGAUCAGGACCGGAUCUAUGUUGGCAGCAAAGAUCACAUCCUGUCUUUAAAUAUUAACAAUAUAAGCCAGGAUCCUCUGAGUAUUUUCUGGCCAGCAUCAACGACCAAAGUUGACGAGUGCAAAAUGGCUGGCAAAGAUCCCACACACGGUUGUGGGAAUUUUGUCCGGGUGAUCCAGACUUUCAACCGCACUCACCUCUACGUUUGUGGGAGUGGAGCCUUCAGCCCUGUGUGUACCUACCUCAACAGAGGGCGAAGGUCUGAGGAACAAGUUUUCAAAAUCGAUUCCAAAUGCGAAUCUGGGAAAGGGCGCUGUUCUUUCAAUCCUAAUGUGAAUACCGUCUCUGUUAUGAUCAACGAAGAACUAUUUUCAGGAAUGUACAUCGAUUUCAUGGGGACUGACGCUGCCAUUUUCCGCAGUUUAACCCGGCGGAAUGCGGUGAGGACUGACCAGCACAACUCCAAAUGGCUAAGUGAGCCCAUUUUUGUGGAUGCCCAUCUCAUCCCUGAUGGUACAGAUCCAAACGAUGCUAAAGUGUACUUCUUUUUCAAGGAGAAACUGACAGACAACAGUGGCAGCACCAAGCAAAUACACUCAAUGAUUGCCAGAAUAUGUCCUAAUGAUAUUGGUGGACAGCGUAGUCUCGUAAACAAGUGGACGACCUACUUGAAAGCCAGACUUGUGUGUUCAGUCAUGGAUGAAGAUGGCACAGAAACCUACUUUGAUGAAUUAGAGGAUGUGUUUCUGCUAGAGACAGAUAACCCAAGAACAACACUGAUAUAUGGCAUUUUCACAACAUCCAGUUCUGUAUUUAAAGGCUCAGCCGUGUGCGUGUACCACUUGUCUGAUAUCCAGAGGGUGUUCAAUGGGCCGUUUGCACACAAGGAAGGCCCAAACCAUCAGCUGAUUCCUUAUCAAGGAAGAAUUCCCUAUCCACGCCCCGGGACUUGCCCUGGAGGAGCCUUCACACCCAACAUCCGAACAACCAAGGAAUUUCCAGAUGAUGUGGUCACCUUCAUCAGGAACCACCCAUUGAUGUUUAAUCCCAUUUACCCUGUCCACAAGAGACCCUUAAUAAUCCGGACAGGCACAGACUACAAAUAUACAAAGAUAGCUGUUGAUCGGGUCAAUGCUGCAGAUGGAAGAUACCAUGUUUUGUUUCUUGGAACAGACAAGGGCACAGUACAGAAGGUUGUGGUCCUGCCCACCAACUUCUCUGCAAGUGGAGAACUCAUCUUAGAGGAACUGGAAGUGUUUAAGAAUAAUGCUCCUAUAACUACAAUGGCCAUUUCGUCUAAAAAGCAACAGCUCUACGUCAGCUCAGAGGAAGGUGUCACCCAAGUUUCCCUGCACCGCUGCCAUAUCUAUGGGACAGCCUGUGCGGACUGCUGUCUUGCCAGAGACCCCUACUGUGCGUGGGAUGGCAAUUCCUGUUCCAGGUUCUACCCCACGGGAAAAAGGAGGAGUCGUAGACAAGACGUGAGGCAUGGCAAUCCUAUGACUCAGUGCCGAGGAUUUAACCUGAAAGGUUACCGAAAUGCAGCAGAGGUGAUUCAGUAUGGAGUCAAGAAUAACACCACUUUCCUUGAGUGCACACCUAAAUCUCCCCAGGCCUCUGUUAAAUGGCUCUUACAGAAAGAUAAAGACAGAAGGAAAGAGGUCAAGCUUAAUGAAAGAAUCAUAGCCACUGAACAAGGGCUCUUAAUUCGCUCCGUUCAGGAGACAGACCGGGGACUUUACCACUGCAUUGCGACAGAGAACAGCUUCAAGCAAACCAUAGCAAAGGUUAACUUCAAGGUGUUAGAUUCUGACACAGUAGCCCUGAUGACGGAAAAGUGGUCCCCCUGGACCUGGGCCAGCUCACUCCAGGCAUUACAGUUUCAUCCAAAGGACUUGGCUGGGUCUUUCAGCCAUUCAGAACUGCAGAUGAUUAAUCAGUACUGCAAAGACACAAGGCAGCUUGGGCAGCAGCAGGCUGAAGAUUCCCAGAAGAUGAGAGGAGAUUAUGGCAAGUUAAAGGCCCUCAUGAACCGGAAAAGUAGGAACCGAAGAAAUCAGUUGCCUGGAUCGUAAAGUUUUGUCUUGGGCAUCAAACUUUUUUCUCCCUGUUUUUUUUUCUUUUGGAGGCAUCUUCCUUCAAGCAUUUUUGUUUGUUUGUUUUGGUUUUCCUGCAGAAAGCAUAGAACAACUUAAAUAAAGCAAGCCUGGUAAAAGAAAGAAAAGAUGCAACCUAUCAAGGCUUAAGAGGAAAAAGAAAACACCAAAUCCAAAGAGAUUUCAUUUGUGAAGUGCCCGAUAAGAUCAAACUGACCCUUAUACUUUCAACUAUGAGAAUUCAAUCAUUUGUCUUAACCCAGAUUCCUCUGUAGUGUUUCAACAUCCAUUUACUUUUCUGGAGAAGGGAAACGGGAGUGGAUGGACACACUUUCCAGUGUAGAAUUAUGCAAGGUGGGAAGGAAAAGGAAGUCUGAAGUAGGAGGAAAUGUACACUGGGGUGGUAGAUUCUACAGACAUCUCUUCUAUCCAUUUCAAGGUAUACGGUUCUCUCUGCUGACGGUACAUUGCAAUGAGAAAAUAAGAGCUGACAUUUAAAUGUCAUUUCCUAUAUUAGUAUUAAUGGCCCAGGACUGGUUGAAAUGUAACACAGACAUAGUGAUUAUGGUUGCAAUCCUACACUCACUUCUGUAAAUCUACUUAGCUGUCAGUGGGAUUAGUUGCAUCCAAUGAUCUCUUCUAACCAGGUUUGACAUGGUAAGAUCUUUGUGUGUGGAAAAAGAAAACUAGCAGAGCAUCAUUGGGCCAAAGAUGCAACCUGCUAAACAGCAGCAGGUGUUCUUGCACCUUUCAGGGUAACCAUUUCUGCAUGGCAAUCUGCCCUAGGACACUCACAAAGGAGAGUCCAGGAGGAAAAAAAGGGCAGAGGCUUGCCCAAGUUUAGCACUUUUUAGUGCCAGUGACUUCCUUUGGGUGGGAUUGAAGCUCUUCCACUGAAAUCACUGUGACUAAGUGCCUAAAUUUGGCUGUUUGGCACUGUCCAUUUGUGCAGAGCAAGACACAGAAGCAAACUCCACCCAAAAGCCCCUCUGAGGGUAAAACAGAAGCUAAAAGUAGCCUUAGAAAGAAACAUUUGCUUGAAUGUAGCCCAACUAAGGAGAGUGAAUCUCAUUUACUGUUAGCUUUCUGACCAUAUGAGGUGGGAUGUUCAAAUGCUGUCUAUAUUGAAAGCAACCCUAAAACACGUAUCGGAAUACUACUUCCCCAAAGAGCCUAGAUCCCACCAUGAUAGGUACAGCUGCUUCCUGCAAUGCAUACAGAUGAUGACAAUGUGGGUUCAUUGCAUUGCCUGUUAGUUUUAUAUCAAUUGUAUACCAAUGCAAACUUUGUAACCUGUGCGUGCAGCAUGCAGAGGGCUGGGGGUGGUGCAUCAGCACCAAUAUCCCCUUCCUUGACAGACUUCGCCCUUAGUGGAGCGGCACGAGAAAUAGCUAUUCCAAAGAAGCUCCCGUGUCAGUUACUGUGUGCAGGGACUAAACUAUGUAUUAUCUUAAAGGUCUUGCCAUCCAUUUGAAUCAACUACCCUUCAAGGUCACUCUGUGACUCCUUUUGCACAGGCAUUUCCGUUGUGGGUGACUGCACUCGGGGCCGGGUCUAGCAUUAUAAGCUGACCUGCAAAUGAUGUUAAGUCGUGGUGCACCUUGUUGAAAUGUGGCUGCUUGUAGUGGUUGGACCCAUCCUGAGUGGUUUGCAAAGCGAGAAACGCAUGGCGCUAACUUUCACCUCUGUGUUCCUCCCACUUGCCCAAGAUGCACUCUGUAAGCAUCUGACUUCCCUGAAGAAUUGCACCUUUAGGGAAACUUUGAGAGCAGGUGCAUUCGAACCUGUCCACAUUGCCUAUGCAGGUACGGGACAUCUGUGGGGAAACUUCACUCAUGAUUUGCCAGAUCUCAUCUUUAUCUCAUAAAGGUUGUGGUCUCCAUAAGAGCAAUGUGGCAGCAUAAAAUGCCACCUUUUGGCUACCAUCCGAAACCCUUCAGGUAACUUCAUGUUGUGCUCUCGUUUCUCAGCCUUCCACAGUUCAUAAGGAAAUGAAUAAUCUAGCCCAGGUCCAUGGACAACCUCCUGGCCCUGCUCUUCGGAGACUACUAGCAUCCUGGCCUCAGAUGUGACAAGGACAUCUUCUUUGUGGUAAAGCACAGGGCCGAGCCACACCAUAGAAAUGCUGCUGGAAACACAAGCCCUGUGACUGGUUGCUCUCCAUUCUCUGCAACGUUUAAGAAAGCUCAGCCCUUGGCAGGUCAGCAUCAUAUUGUGCCGUCAUUAAGGCAACGAUGCAUGGUGGGCUAGUAAAAUUCACAACCUGAUGACAUGCCAGAGUAAGCCUUCCUAAGCAUUGUGAGGGAAAGGGAGAAAACGUAUCAGCCAGAUGCUGUUUUUUGUGGCAUUCUCAUUGUGCACCGUGUGUCGCUGGGCCCGCAUUAUGGAGCUCAUAUUUUUCCUUCAUGGAGCUACUCGCCUUAUCAAAAAGCACGUGCUGUAUGGGCUUCAGUGUCACACAAAUAAUUUUUAUCCACUACGAGUGUGCAACUGAAAAAAAAAAUAAUAAGACUUCUAUAUGGGAGGGAAGGAGGAACAUGUGGCCCUGGUAAUAAAAGCAAAGUGAUAUCUCAACUGUCACAAUCAAAAGGCGCUCCCAGUGAAAAUGCUAGUGAACAACUACUAAUACCAUCUAAGUUAAAAGUAAACACAAAAUAUUGUUCUGGGCUUCACAGAAAAAAACUACCUCCUGUAGUCUGAAUGUUGUGGUUUUCCAUUGUGCAUUUUCUGUACAGGACAGUUGAUAGAACAUUAAUAUUGUUUAUAAUGGCUGUAAUUGCUUCCAGAUGAAGGACAGCACGGGCACCAUUUAGUCUUUUUACAGCUGGGUGUGGUUAAAUCUGAAUAGGCAACCAUUCGGCCCAUGGAAUGAUCACUCAUUCUUUAUUAAAAACAGAAUAUUGGCAAUAUGCGCAGAUCCGUUAACUAACUUAGUAGUGCCUCAAGUUCCAGAGUAAUAUUUUAAAGGCUGCUUCAUGUAUCAUUGCAAUGGCAUGACUGUUUAAGGAAUUCAACUUAAACGAACUUUUUUCCCCUUUCUGCUGCAUGACAGAAUUUCUUCCUCUAGCAAACACCCAGAUUUUUCUUACGAGUUUUCUUACUAAACAGAUUACGAGUUGAUUUGUAGCCACUCCAACUUUCCAUGCUGUGGUAGAUCUUCAGCAUACGUGAGAUUCAGCAAGUGUGAUCACUAUACAUAGGUUCAUGUGAAAUGGUUUACACUAGAGGAUAGUGAUGUGUCCAAGGCUUUGCUCAUCCUUCAUAUUUAUGGCAGCUUGUGUAGCGUGGAACCUCCAGGUCAGGGAGCCAAAUUUAGGUCCAGCUGGCAAAGAAGGCAAGUGUGGCUUCCUUGUUUCCCACCACAUUUAGAGCACCAUGUCCAAUGCUAGGACCACCUGCUUAGCCCGCAACAAACUGUGUGCCUCUCCUGUUUUUUGGCGGGGGGGGGGGGGUUGCAUGAGUUUAUUCUGGAAGAGCACUCCUUAGGGCUUUAUGUGUAGUGUGGGGCAUGGCAUGAGCUCGCCUGUGAUUCAGGCGCAGGGUAUAUGCAUGUAUGUACAAGUUCUGCACUUCACCUAAUUCAAGAGCACAUGUAUAUACUGCUUUGUCAUUUAGGACUGCCAGCCCCACAGGAUUUUGAGAGAAGACCCCUGCAGCUGGAAGGUGGGGGGGACCUGCUGGAGCUCACUUUCAAAGGGACUCCACUGAACCAAUCAAAUACAAUUUUCCCAUAUUCCCAUGGUUGCUCCUUCCAAGGCAGUGGGUGACUUUUUCAUUUAGGAGUUCUGGAAUGGAGUUCUCUUUUCUACAACUUGGCAUGUUCAUACCCACCCACCAUCCCACUGGGCUCUUGGAAAGCCAUCCAUUUUGACACCUGGCUAACACAAGAGGAGCGAUUCUUGAUGCAACCAAAAAGUCUACCUAGUCUAGCAUUGUGUUUCCCACAGUGGGCCAGCUCUGACAUAACCACAAGCAGUCAUGGUGAGGACAAUAGCCCCUCCUUGCUCUUGGUCCUCCAGCCAGUGGAGAUGGGCUUAUGAUCCUGGAGCUAUCCUGAUGUGCAGUUACUGACAGCCUUAUCCUCCCUGAAUUUCUCUAAUCCUCUUAAAGCCAUCUGCAUUGGUGGUCAUCACCACAUUGUGUGGAGCUCUGAAGGCCACAUUUUAACUAUGCACUGCUAGAAAAAAACAUUCUGUUCCAUCUGUCCUUGGAUGUCCCAUGGUUCAACUUCACUGGAUGAGCUCAGGUUCUGAGCUCACCUAACACUACCCACUUUUCUUACACCAUGCAUAAAUCAAUGCAACUGUGAUGUCUUCACCCCCAUUCUUCCCCUGAACAUCAUUACUUUGCCUUGAACAGUUCUUCUUCCAGCUCUUCAACCAUUCAGGUCACCCUUUUCUGCUCUACAGUAGCCAUUUUGAGAUAUGACAAAGUGCACACAAUAUUCCAGAUGUGGCUGCAUUAUAUAUUUAUAUAACGUCAUUAUAAUAUAGGGCAGUUUUUUUUGAAUCCCAUUGUUAAGGAUUCCUAAAAAGACUGUUACUCUUCCCAUACCCUCUGCACACUCAUCCAAAACAUUUAUGGAGUUGUUUCUCUGUAGUGACUCCAGUACCUCUUUUCUGGAUGGUCACCACCAUUUCAGAACCUAUUGACCUCUAUGUGAAUAUAAAGACUGCCUGCAUCACUUCACUUUUGCUCACAUUGAACAGCACGUUCCGCUUUAAUGUCUAUUUCCCCAACCACCACCACCUGGAGGAAUCCUUUUGGAGCUCUUCUCCAUCGCUUUGUGCUUUACCACCCUAAAUAUUUUGAUACUAUCAGCAAACGAGACUUCCUCGCUGCUCACCAUUCAGCCCAGAUCAUCCAUGAGCACUGUUGCCAAGAAGGAUCCUUGACCCUGUGUGAUCAUCAUUGCCACGAACCUCCUCUUACGUCUCUUCCUCCACAUGGUCCAGCUAGAAAGAAACCCAGACUAGUUUUUCAAUCUAGCUUGAGAGGUUCAGGGCAGAAACCUACCAAAAUUACAUGAAAUAGAAUCCUGCUGAAACCCACUGAACUGAACUGGAGUUCUCAUUAACUUGAUUGUCAUUGUUUUAAUGUGGGUUUAGUUGCAACUAGCUUUGUGAGGAUUGGGCCUUGGGAAAGGGCCAAUCAUUGAGCAGAGUGGCUGGCUUGAGUGAGUGGGAGCAAGUUGUUGGAGAACAAAGCCAUGACCCCUGUUGUGUCCUCCAUUACUAGCCACAGUCAGGUGCAGGGGAGAUUAAACUCCCAGUCCAGUUGGCUUCUGUCUGUGGAAUGAGACAAGGGAGGCAAAAGCAGAGUAAAUUCUCUUGGGCCAACCUUACCUGUUCUGUGUCAUCCCCAAAUCCCACAGGUUUGCUUCUCAACACAGUUGCUGAAAAUGUCAUGAACAAAGCUAACUUAAAGUGUACAGGGUAGUUUUCCAUUAGUGUUUUGCUAGCAUUUUUAGCUGUUCAGAGUCAAUUUCCAUGUAGGUGCCAUGAACAUUUAAGUUUAUAAUAUUGGUUCGUUUGUUUGUUGCUAUUUAAUAUCUUCCUGUUUUGAGGAUACUGAAUAAUGUAUAUAAUUGUAUUCUUUUUAAAAAAUAAAAUCCUGCCUGCUAGUUAUAACUUUGCCAAAUGUAAAGAGCAACUCAAUGAUAAACUUUUUCAUCCUGUGUAUUAAAUAUGUCUUGUGACUGCUUUUGUUGCUGUUUGUAAAGUUGGAUGAAAUCUUGAUUCAGCCAUGUGUUCUUUGUGAUCAUUGGUACUGUAGAUCUUUUAAAAAGCACCCUGUUUCCCACCAACUAUGGUAUAUGUAUAGUUUAGCAUGAUGAAACCCAUGAAGGUGAAUACGCAUUAGAUUUUGAAUUAAACAUAAAAGAAUAACACAGUGCUAUUUAAUUGGAUAGCCCAAAUGUUAUUUGCCUGCGAAAUAAAGGGUGUUGAAGCUGU